ACAAUCUUUGUUCUGAACCAAAUUCAUUUUUUUGUCAGCGAUAUGGACGAAGAAUCUAGUAGUUCUGUUUUCAGAAAAUUCGAAGGAGAAGAGACUAUGGGAAAAGUACUUUUAUUCGCAACCGUGUCAAUUUUCACAGGGGUUAUGUUCCUCCUCUUGCUUCAUCUCUACGCUAGACUCUUUUGGUGGCGUGUGGAACAACAUUUCAACCUAAACCUAAUCCAAUCCGACGAUCCUGGCUCCACAGUCAUCGGCCGUGACCAUCGACGACGUCGUUUCGUCUUUGCUCAAGCUCAAGAAGAUCCUCCUCGUAAUACCGGUCUUGAUUCUAAAAUCCUCCAAUCGAUCCAUGUUGUUGUUUACAAGUCUACGGACUUUAAAGACGGGCUAGAAUGCGCCGUUUGUCUCUCUGAUCUCGUUGAUGGCGACAAAGCUAGGGUGUUACCAAGGUGUAAUCAUGGGUUCCAUGUUGAUUGCAUCGACAUGUGGUUUCAGUCUCAUUCCACUUGUCCUUUAUGUAGAAACACAGUUGGUUCCGUGGAAGAGACGGCACAUGGAGAAAGUUCUGAAGACCUUGAGGCUUUAUCUCAAACUCAAAACUUUGAACCAGGGCACUCGAGUAAUCAGCAUAAUCCAUCUCAAGAUCAAAGCCGUGUUUUUGGAUCUUGCUCUGUUAGAAGCGCAUGCCUCAUUGUUACUGAAGAUUAUCCUACUGGAAAUUUCGCAGAUUCUUCUAACGAUCAUCAACAAGAAUCUACUGAUACAUGUGACAGAGCACAAGAAGUGACUACGGUUGUAGUGGACAUUCAUGCGGAUACAAAUGAGAAUUUCUCCGAGAGAAUCGGAGAAGAAGAACCUAAGUCACCGAUGUUCACAAGGCUAAGUUCGCUUAAGAAGUUUUUGAGUAGAGAGAAGAAAGGUGUAGUUUGCAUUAUUGGUUCAAGCGGGACCAACAACAACAAUGUUUGAAUAAAUAAU
This is a messenger RNA of Camelina sativa (false flax), 978 nucleotides long. The record is from RefSeq and is a predicted model, not a curated record. Lineage: Eukaryota; Viridiplantae; Streptophyta; Magnoliopsida; Brassicales; Brassicaceae.